UAAAACUUGACGGUUCUCUCUAUAACAGCGAGGGAAAGACUCGGUUUUCUCCCCCCUUUCUCUUUUCUUUCUUCCAUAGAUGUUUGAAAUCGCAGUCAUUUACGCUCGACAGUUUUUACAAUAGCCUUGAGCCAUAAUUUUGCGAGUCUCUCCAGCAUCCAUACCCCUGCAUGGUCUCUCUCCACCGGCCAUGCACGACCGUUUCUCUCCCCAACCGUGGAUUUCCUAUUACUCUCGUUACGACUCACUGAGCCCCAGGCCCAAGGAUAAUGAUGUGUUGUUUCUUGGUAGCAUAAUUUGUCACACGUAUAUUUCUUCUUCUUCUUCUCUUGCAGAAAGCACAGCUCCCUCUCACACACUCACACACUUCUUGUUAAUUCAGAAGAACAAAUGAUCAACGUCAACAAAUAACCUGAAAUAGUGACUUUAAGAGUUGGGACUCCAUGGUUAUUUUAAGGCACCACCAGCGACCAUAGACUUUUAAAAGGAGAAAGGACAUUUCUUACAAAAGGAGAACAAAGGAAAAUUAUUGGAAACCUGAAGCUUACUUUCUGUGGGUGUUUUUUUGGUGAAGAGCUGAAGUCAGGUGGCGUUCACAGUCAGGAAGUCAUGUCCAGAUCGGGUGAUAGAACAUCCACCUUUGACCCAACACACAGUGACACCCUGCUGCACGGGCUCAAUCUCUUAUGGAGGAAACAGCUUUUCUGUGAUGUGACUCUCACUGCCCAGGGACAGCAGUUCCACUGCCACAAAGCUGUGCUGGCGUCCUGCUCCCAGUAUUUCAGAUCCCUCUUCGCCUCCCAUAAUGUGAUCAACAAUGAGGGGAGCAAAGGGGACCAGGGCAGCAGUGGGACCCCAUCAUCUUCUCCUGAUGACAAGCUGGUGACUCCCAGUGCCAGGCCCAUCAACAACCUGGUACUCCAAGGCUGCUCCUCCAUUGGACUGCGAUUAGUGCUGGAGUACCUCUACACUGCCAACGUGACUCUUUCCCUGGACACAGUGGAAGAGGUGCUGUCAGUCAGCAAGAUCCUCAACGUCCCCCAGAUUACUAAGCUCAGCGUGCAGUUCCUCAACGACCAGAUCUCCGUGCAGAACUAUAAGCAGAUCUGCAAGAUUGCAGCGCUCCAUGGACUCGAUGAGACCAAGAAGCUGGCCAACAAGUACCUGGUGGAGGAUGUGCUUCUGCUGAACUUUGAGGAGAUGUGUGCCAUGCUAGAUGCUCUGCCACCCCCGGUGGAGUCAGAGCUGGCUCUCUUCCAGAUGUCAGUCCUCUGGCUGGAGCAUGACCGGGAGACUCGCAUGCACUAUGCACCAGACCUUAUGAAGAGGCUGCGUUUCGCCCUCAUACCUGCCCCAGAGCUGGUGGAGAGGGUGCAGUCUGUUGACUUCAUGAGGAGUGACCCUGUGUGCCAGAAACUACUCCUGGAUGCCAUGAACUACCACCUGAUGCCCUUCAGGCAGCACUGCAGGCAGACUAUGGCCAGCAGAAUCCGUUCCAGUAAGAGAAUGCUGUUACUGGUGGGUGGUUUGCCUCCUGGACCCGAUCGUCUCCCCAGCAAUUUGGUCCAGUACUAUGACGACGAGAAAAAGACAUGGAAGAUCCUCACAAUAAUGCCUUACAACAGCGCUCAUCACUGCGUGGUGGAGGUGGAGAACUUCCUGAUGCUGCUGGGUGGAGAAGACCAGUGGAACCCCAAUGGAAAGCACAGCACUCAUUUUGUCAGCCGCUAUGACCCCAGAUUUAACAGUUGGAUACAGUUGCCCCCCAUGCAAGAGAGGAGAGCCAGUUUCUUCGCCUGCCGCCUGGAGAAGCACCUGUACGUGAUUGGCGGUCGGAACGAGACGGGCUACCUCUCCAGCGUGGAGUCCUACAACCUGGAGACUAACGAGUGGAACUAUGUGUCGUCUCUGCCUCAGCCGCUGGCUGCCCACGCAGGAGCUAUACAUAAUGGCAAGAUCUACAUAUCAGGAGGAGUUCACAAUGGAGAGUAUGUGUCCUGGCUCUACUGUUACGACCCCGUAAUGGAUGUGUGGGCUCGGAAACAGGAUAUGAACACAAAGCGCGCUAUUCAUGCCCUGGCAGGAAUGAAUGACCGCCUAUAUGCUAUUGGUGGAAACCAUUUGAAAGGUUUCUCUCAUCUAGACGUGAUGUUGGUAGAGUGUUAUGACCCCAAAGCUGACCAGUGGAACAUCCUGCAGACACCCAUCCUGGAGGGCCGCAGUGGGCCGGGCUGUGCAGUUCUGGAUGAAAGCAUCUUCCUCGUGGGAGGUUACAGCUGGAGCAUGGGAGCCUAUAAGUCUUCUACCAUCUGCUACAGCCCAGAGAAAGGAACAUGGACAGAGUUGGAGGGAGAGGUGGCGGAGCCUUUAGCGGGCCCAGCCUGUUCCACCGUCAUUCUGCCCGCCUGCCUUCCUUUUAACAAAUGACAACUAAUCCAACCAACGGGCGGUGAGGGCAAGAAGCUGCGGAGAGACUGGGGGGAGGACCAUCAAUAAGCAAAACAGUUGUCAACCAUUUUGUGACAAACCCUCCGGUGAGAUGACAAGGGAGUGUAUAAAUUAUUUUUUUACAGGUUUGACCAAGAGCACUUUCGUUAUUCCCUACUGAAGGUUUGGAAGGAAAAAAAAACAAAAGAACAGAAAAGAAAAUUGUGUAACUCAUGUAUUUAAACUCAUCGGUGUUAUGAGAAAUGGUCAAUUUCAUAUUUGAGUUUUCUUUAAAAACUGAUAGUGAGUGUUUUUUGCCUUCUCUUCUAUAGCACGCAUAGUGUUGAACUGAAUUAUAGCUUUCAAAUCCAUUGUAUCUUGUAUUCAGUAGAGGAAUAUUUCCAGCAGAAUGCUGUGUUGAUUCAUGGACUGACACUGGGAGGAGAGAAGCGUCACGGGGGGGUCGAGUUAAAGUAGGGCUGGGUGAGUUACAUCGCUUGUGAUGAUCAAAAGUGGCUCAAAAUCAAUGAACUAUUACUCAUAUUACCACUCGCUUUUCUCUGACGCAUCACGAACCUACCUUGUUGACAAAUACGCGACUGUUUGGUUGUCGUCUUUGUCUGAAAAUUAACAGAUUUCCGUCUAAAACAAAUUGCUCUGACAACAGAUGUGAGGAACUAGGACCCGCAAGCAAAUACCCCAAGGUUCAAGCAAUAUACGCAACCACACCGACAAAAAAAAAAAUGUAUUACACAAUGAUCUUUACGAGGAUGUGUUUGUAUCACCCGGCCCUAAUAUUUAACUAGUUGUCAUAAUAAUUUCCAUGCUGGUUAAAGUCGUGUUUCUGUAUAACUUGUUGAACAGAGAGUUCCUUACAGGUUACCUGCUUGACAGAAGAAAAAAAAAAAAAUCUUGCCAAAUGUUUAUGGCAGCUAUUCUUUGUGCUGCAAGUCAAACAAUUUAAGGAUUUACCAUAGACUUUUAAUGUUCAUAUGACGCACUAAUGUUCACGUUAAUUAUACGAUGAUGGUACAAUCAAAUUGUAAUUGCUAGCCAAUGUAUUAAUGGGUGGCACGUUUGGGCAAACAGAUGGGGACGAUGUUUGUUUGGUUUUGCUCUCCCUUUGCCGGUUAAUGUUAACAGGUCCGUUUAUGAGGCCGUGUAGCAUUAGCUCGACGGGAUAUAAUCUUUAAUGGGUGAAAAACCAACAAACAUCAAGUGAUCCUUAAUGCACUAAAAGUGAACUUAUAAUUCAGCAAAAAAAAACAAAAGUUCACUAAAAAUGUAAAUGAAUUAAUGUGAUGUGUUUGAAAAAAAUAAUAAUACCUUUACUACAAAUGAAUCUAAGUCCAGUCUAGUCUACGUUAUUAGGUUCAAAAAGUCGACUCUAAAUAUUAAUGCAGUACCUGUUGAAUUCUGUACAGAUUUGUUGAUUUCAUUCUUGUACAUAAUCGCUUGCAGUGAAACAUUUUUGUGCACUCAACCUUGGAUUUAUUCUCAAAUCCUGUUAUGUCCUUUGAAUUUUAGAAUA
Solea solea (common sole) is the source of this 3958-nucleotide messenger RNA. RefSeq names its product kelch-like family member 14 (gene klhl14). The record is from RefSeq and is a predicted model, not a curated record. The coding region runs from base 610 to 2427 and encodes 605 amino acids. NCBI's taxonomy places the organism in Eukaryota, Metazoa, Chordata, Actinopteri, Pleuronectiformes, Soleidae. Gene Ontology annotation, molecular function: protein binding. The transcript has 9 exons.